CUCUAUGGCAAAGGACGUGUACAUCUAGCGCUCGUAGACAAUACAAAACGUGUUCGCAUAAUAAGUUACAUAAACACGUGUGAACUGUGCACGACCGAAAGUUUUGUGAUAUGUGAUUUGUAAGUGAACAAUACUUAAGGAUGUAUAUCGUUUUAAUAUUUCUGAGCUUACUUGUUAAAGAUUCGCUACUUCUGAAAGUGGUACGGGUUACUGUCCCUUCGUAUCGCGUGAGGGGCCAACAGGCUCAGCUGGAGUGUAAUUUCGAGUUAGGCGAAGACAAAUUGUAUUCAGUCAAAUGGUACAGGGACAAUGAAGAGUUCUACAGGUAUAUGCCGAAGUUUGAUCCGCCCAAACUCGCUUAUAAAGUCGAGGGGAUUAAGGUUGAUCUAUCAAAAUCAGACAUGAAAAAGGUGUUGCUCCACCAAGUGACGCUCAAAACAUCAGGCAUCUACAGAUGUGAAGUCUCAGCGGAAGCGCCUAGUUUCGCGUCUGCGGCCGACGAGGGCAGAAUGGAAGUUAUUUAUCUACCACGAGAGGGUCCAAGAAUAACUGGCAAUGAAUUAGAAAAUAGAAGAGGCGACUCAUUAUUUCUAAACUGCACCUCGGGACGAUCGUACCCCGCAGCGGUAUUGAGCUGGGACAUAGAUGGUGAGAAGGUAACAGACCCAGAGUUACUAGUUCACUACCCCCCAAUACAACACGCCCACGGGCUGUUGUCAACGGCGCUGGGUCUGCGCGUGCCAACCGGGAGGACCAUGCAAGUGCGGUGCUUAGCCCGCGUCGCGCCCGGCUGGAGGGAGGGCAGCGAGGCCGUGAUCGGCAAUAGCCAGCUCGCUGAUAGUAAAGAAGCAAUGUUAUUAGUACGAAGUUCGGGCGAGGCAUCCACGUUGAGUAUAAUGCUGUUAACACUUACCCUCCUUCCAAUCCUCCGUUCCCUAAUACAAUCAGAGACGUGAUAAAUUAUCACUUGUAUUUAUUAACCGAAAAUGUGCUAAGACGCAACCAUGACUCUGAAUUCGUUAUCAAUGGGUUCUGAUUAGGUGUAAGUUAUUUGCGAAUGGGGUACUUGCAUUUGAAUUUGUUUCAAUUAAAAGUUACUUUGGUGUUUUAUUGUAAUAUAGAUAUACUUAUAUGUUUUAUUUGUUUACGUUUAAUUGCUCUUCGUGUACCUUAUUUGCUUUGAUUUAAUUUAUUUGGGAUCUUUUCAAGGUUUAUAGUAUUUAAAAACUUUGAAACUGCGUAGUAGACAACAAACUGCGUAGUAAACACGAAACACGUUCUAUGUGUUUAUUGUAAUAGAUUUUGUAAUUGGUGAUAGAUAUUUUUAGCGUUUAUAUGAUAAUAUUUUAAUGGAAAUUGUUAAAUCUUAUUUUAUAUUAUGUAUACGUAUUAUUUAUGUCAAAAGUGAAAUCUCAAAGCUAUCAUUGUGAUAAAUACGUGUAGUUAUGAAAAUUUUGCACUAUAAAUAGUUAUACUUUAGCCAUGCAAGUAUCCCAUACAUUUUAUAGAUAGAUAUUUUGGAAAUUAGUUAAUCAUAAGCAUCAAAUACAUAUCUGUAAUUAAGCCACUUAUUGUUUCGUUUACAUGCUUCAAUUUUGUUAUAUUCUCAUUGUGAUGUAUUUGUUUGUAAACAUCAAUUGGAUAUAAAUAAAAACUUAGUAACGCCUUCCUAGUAAAUAAAUUUGUAAAUAUUGCAUAGGUGAAGUUCUUUUGUAAUAUGAUUAGACAAUCUUUCUAGGGAUAAAUCUAAAACGUGUACUAUGUAAAUGUUAUCUAUUUUUAAAUGAAAUAUUAUUUUUCAAUUCUGGCUGUUUUCAUUAGGCGAAUCUUCACAAAUUAUUUUAGUACUCAAGGCUACGUAUGGGUAAAGUUGAAAAUUGUAAAUAUGAUCGAGUAUUUUGUAAGUGUAAUGAAGUAAUAAGUUUGAAUACAAAAAUAUAUUGCGUUCUAUUUAAUUUCGGGAAGGAGAUGUAUAUGUAGUUCUUGUAAUUUAUGGGGCCUUCGUGAAUUUGAACUGAUAGUACUUAUGAAACUCAAUAAUUUCAAAUAAUUCAUUAUUAAUUUUAAAAUAUCGUCUUCUAUUAUUAGUUCAUGUAUAAUAAGAGCUUGACUAUAUUGCGUUUGGAAUUUCAUAUUAUAAAUAUACCUAAUAUGUGUAAUGAUAAUAUUUACAUAAUAUUUUGAAUAUAUGUAUAAAGUUAUGAACUAACACACUGAUCUCAUAAAUUACAUGAACAUGAUAUAAAACUGAAAGCUCCUAAUUAAAGGUCUACCUUGUUUUAACGGAUUCUCAAUACUCAACGGCCGUAGUCCGAUGUCGGGUUGCUUCUUUGUUCCGUGGAUUUCUCUCGAGAGAAACCUACGAUAAGAACUUGAUUACCUUACCUGUAAGAAAAAACAGACUCAUUUAUAGUGAUUGACAUUAUUUGUAAAUGUAUCUCCGUAAAAAAAUUUUUGAUUUAUAAUAAUCAAGCGAUGGGUUCUGUUAUUCAGUAUGAAAGUUAUAACUUAUGGAAUAGUUAAACACUCUCUAAUCAAUGCACGGUUACAUCUUCGGCCGUAAAUUGUAAGUUUUACAUCUCAAAGAAACAAACCGAACAUAUAGUUAAACGUCGAAACCCAGACACGGCUCAGACUAUCCAAUAUAGACCCUUAUAGAAAUGAAUUGAAAUUGACGUUUUUUGAUAACUGAUAAGCUAAUGUGAAUAGAUUCUAAGAAACGAAUGCUUUUGUUGUUCAGUUGUUCUGUACCUAGUAUACAAGAUUAUGAUUUUAUUGAAAUAAAAUAAACUA
Molecule: messenger RNA, 2793 nt
Organism: Zerene cesonia (dogface butterfly)
Lineage: Eukaryota; Metazoa; Arthropoda; Insecta; Lepidoptera; Pieridae
Exons: 6
Coding region: 141-956 (271 amino acids)
Source: RefSeq, a predicted model, not a curated record